Molecule: messenger RNA, 4104 nt
Organism: Melanotaenia boesemani (Boeseman's rainbowfish)
Lineage: Eukaryota; Metazoa; Chordata; Actinopteri; Atheriniformes; Melanotaeniidae
Gene: znf296
Product: zinc finger protein 296
Exons: 3
Coding region: 219-2438 (739 amino acids)
Biological process (GO): positive regulation of transcription by RNA polymerase II
Cellular component (GO): nucleus
Molecular function (GO): DNA-binding transcription factor activity; RNA polymerase II cis-regulatory region sequence-specific DNA binding
Source: RefSeq, a predicted model, not a curated record
CAGUCGCCCAUGCCCCUUUUUGCCCUCCGCGCUCAGCGGGGGAAGAAGCGUGAACUUGAACGCUGCCUCCACAGCUCGGUGCGAGCCCAGACAGAGGCCAAACACUCUUAUCAGUCCGACCCCGUCGCUCAAGUUUUGGUCAACUUAUCGGAGAAGGAGCAGCUGGACGGAGUCUGGUUUGGGUUUGGGACCCUAAAAGGUGCCAAACGCUCGACGAGAUGUCCAGACGCAAACUUGGAAGCAGACCGCAGCACCUGAGUGCAAUUCAAGAUACCACUGAUGGGGAGGAUGGUACAGGCUCAUCAGGUGAUCAUCGUCCUCCACCUCCUCCUCCACAGGUUCGAGCCCCUGGCAGUGGUCGAGACCUCCUAACUUGUGGACAGUGCAGCCAGGCCUUCCCCCUGGCACACAUCCUGGCCUUCAUCCAGCACAAACAAGGAGGUUGCAGCUCACGAAAUCAAGCCCCUAACACCAGUGCCACUCCUCCCUCACCUGCCAGCCGAGCAAGGCAUCAGCAGGCCACCAGCGUCGAGCCGGCACCCGGCUUCAUCGAGCUGCGGCGAGGGGCGGCCAGAGACGGAGCCUGGGGGGAGGAGCUAGGUAUGAGCGUGAGAGCAGAGCACAGCAAAUCAGUACCAGAGGAGCCGUUGUAUUUCACCUGCCAGCAGUGUGAAGCUGUUUUUCCAUCUGCUUGGGCACUCUUACAGCAUGCUCAGCACAUACAUUCCUUCAGCAUCUACCAAGAGGAUGAGGAGGAUGACCCAGUCAUGAGAAGAGGAGGAGGAAGAGGGGGUCUUAAAGAGCACAAAUCUGCUGCAGCAGUUCUGGACCCAUGCCGGCUGAGCCAAGCUCUUGCCUCAGCUUUCCAGCCCUCUUCUCGACGCCGUUCACGUCAGGCACACACAACAUCCACCACCAGCAACUUGCAGGCUGUGAACUUCUCAGUGCGGCUCAAGGAGCUUGCUGAGGGGGGUAACACCAGUGGCAGCUCUCCCAGAGGCCUUAUGCUGUCACCAUCCUCGUCUCCACCAGCAGCUUCACCUUUUCCUCAGACUGGUGGGCUUCAGGCCGACUUCCACUGUGGGAUGUGUGACCAGAACUUCCAGUCGCUGCGUGCCCUGUCUGCCCAUCGCCGGACUCACUCCUGUGAAAAGCCCUAUCACUGUGGAGUGUGUGGGCUGGCUUUCGGCCAAAGCGGACAGCUAGCUCGCCAUAUAAGAAGCCAUCACCAAGAGGCAGGUGGAGGAAAUGGGUGUGAGUCAGGGGAGAUGAUGAUAACGGAGGAAGAUGCUGGGAGGCAGGGGGUGAGAGGGAGGCUUCAGAUGCAGCCAGUUGGAAUCAUGGGAAAGUCAAUGAUUGGUACAGAUCUAAGAGCUCCAGGUGCUUCUGAGCUUGACCUGACACUCCCCAAACACCCUUCAAUACCUGCAGGCCUCAUGCUGCUGACCUCCCAGUUAAGACCACCAGACAGGGAGCUGUUGAGGCUGUACCAACGCCGGAGAGAGGGAGGAGAGGGAGGUGAAGAGGAAGCAGAGGGACAAGGAGAGCCCCAGCACACCUCACCCUGUGCCAGUCCCUCUGAAGGCUCAUUGGAGAGCGGAGAGACAGGAGGGAGCGGUGAGAGCGGCAUUGCUAGUGGCAACUGCACACCCAAACGUCCAGAGAUGGGCGACCGAGUGCGAGGAGUCGGAGAGUGGGAAAAUGAAAGAGGAGAGCUCAUUGAUAGGGAUAGGGAGAAAGAGUGGAGCUCAGCUACAGUCAGCGAGGUUGUGCAGGAGUGGCAGAGGGAUAAUGAGCGAAGGAGCGUCACAGGAGGGGCGAGCACUGGAGGAAAUAGCAAUACAUCUGCUGGACUGACUGGUAAGAAAAAGAAAGAUGAGGCAUGCGAGUACUGUGGCAAACAGUUCAGAAACAGCAGCAACCUGACUGUUCACCGUCGUAGUCACACGGGUGAACGGCCAUACCGUUGUGGCCUCUGCAACUACGCCUGCGCCCAGAGUUCAAAGUUAACACGCCACAUGAAAACCCAUGGUGCCCAGGGAGCAAAGGCUUCCUUUUUGUGCCAACUGUGUUCAGUUCCUUUCACUGUCUACGCCACCUUGGAGAAACACCUGAAGAAAGUUCAUGGCCUGAGUCAUGCCAGUGUGGGAGCUUAUGCACAGGCCAGUGCUGCAGACACUUUAGCAGCUUUAAGGGCAGGGGAAGAACCUGUGGUGGUGAAAAUGGAAGAUGAUGAGGCCACUUUAGAUCAAAUAGACCUGGAUAACAAAAUGCUAAGCAAUGUGGUGAGCAGCAUGGAGGCGGUGAGCAACAUGAAGAUGGAGGAUGGGCAAAGCCUGGCAGAAUGUGUGGAGGGCAGAGGACCUUCUGCCAGCGUGGAAGAUCUCCCAUGUGAAAGCAGUGCAGAUCCAAGCUUAGCUUUGAUGUCCACACUCUGAGAGCUGUACUCGGCCACAAAGGAAAAAUAGCACUGUAUAAGAUUUAACUUGCCCAUGCAAUUAAAACUGAAGCAGAUCUACUGUAGAAAGCAGCAGGUAGCCACGUCCUGCCUGCCAGCCCCAAGGUACCACUGCAGCCACCAGUUGUUCACAAUUGUAUGCAAAGCUGCUGGUUGAAACUACAUGCCUACAGUUCUUCAGACCACAGAGAAAAACAAAGCCAUGACAUUCAACAGGGAGAUUACCAUAGCUCAUGAACAGGAAGUGAACUGCCACAGUCCACACCGACACAGGAAACUGAUCACCAUGUUGCAGCGCAGGAUGCAAAAGACGUGUGAUUUAUGUCUUUGGUGACCCACUGGACAGAUGGAAACAGAUCAUAACGUUCAGAUAACACGCAUAACAAAUUAUAUUGAUUUAAAAAGAAAAAAGGCUUAAAAAUACGUUAUUCAACACCAGCAAAUAGAAGGAGGUCAUGUUGUUCUACCUAGCUCUUUUCUUUUGAGAAGACCUUUUAAAGACUAAAGACUUUUGAACGGACACAGAGCUGAAAUGAAUCCAAACACUGUCUGCCUGCAGUUUCUCACACUCCUCUUUUUAAAAGCGCUUGGUUGUCACAACACUUGUCACUUAAUGUUUACAAGGCUCAGGGGGCUGAACAAGGUUGUGCUCCUGACUUUGUGACAGUUUGUGUGGAUUAUUUUCUGUUCUCUUAUUCUUUUUGCUUCUGAUUUUAUAAAUGUGAAUAUGGAGACUUCAAGUCUCAUUUGCUGAUGUUUUUGUAUUAGUUUCUAUGCAUAAAAAAAACAGCAAUUUUACCUACAUGUGAAACGGGUGUAUAUAAUUUUUCUCUGAACUAUUGUGAUGGUAAUUCCUCUCUUUCAUUGUUUACAUUUGUAAAGUGCCGGACUGAUUUAAGCUUGUGCAUGUUUUGCAGCCGUUGAGACUUUGUUUUUGCUUGUUUUUAAAUUCGUCCUAAUUUAUGGAUGCUGCAUGUUCGUGGUGCUUGUGCAACUGAAAAAAUCUGUAUCACUGCUGAGCUACAGGGUCGACAGGUACAGCGUAGCUAGUUGAUUUUGACGAGUGUUGUGAGAGGCCGCCAAGCGAGCACUUGGGUAAGUGAGUGGUGUGAAAGUUUAAGUGCGUGUGACCACUUAUUGGGUAAAAAUCCUCUAGUAACGCUCAAAGCCCCUGCUGUGAUCUUGCGUCACAUGCAUGACUCGAUCGGACAUAAUCAGUGUCGAGCUUCUGGAAGGUCAUUGUGUGUGACCAAUGAGGAUUUAAACACAAGUUAAACUUGAGAAUUGAAACCUUCAAACAGACUGUUGCCACCUCUUUCAUGACUACUGAUAUGACUUUACAUUAUCUGAUCAAAUUGUGGUGUGUGUUGUUUCAAAGUGAUUUCUGAGCGAAUACAGUGUAACUGUUCAGGGAUAAUAUUUUGUAUAUAGAUUCUUGCUGUUGCAAUCCUUAUUGUUGUUGCUCAUAAUAAUAUCUACCUGUCCUUAUUACAUGCGCUUAAUUUCUUCCAGCAUUCCUUUUUGAUUCCUUUUAGGCUCAAAACUGGCUAUUGUGAAGCUAUUCUGCUCUGUCUUUGUAAACUUGACACAAUUUUGUAAUUAACCUUGUCACAAGGAGCCUCAAUAAAGAAAUGAGGUAAAAUGUU